CCGAAACCGUGUCUCGUCGUUAUCACACCGUGGUGCGCGUCCACGUUUUGUUGGUUCCUUCUCUCCUUUUCGGAAGAUGUCACGCCAGACAACAGGUCCUUCUGGAAGCAGCGCAAAGGGUUUUUUUCGGGGGGAAAGAAAAGUUUUUCGCCCGGUUCACCAUGGGGAGUUGAUUGUCUGGUGGCUUUAGAUCCGGUUUCUUGCUCACCCAGCGCGCGUGUGACAAUCGGUUGGUCAGCAAUCAAUGCGCACCGUCCAUCCUCCCCACCCGAAUCGCAGCGUCCACAUCCGUUCUGAACGAUGCUGGCAUUGGGCCCACCGAUCGUGCCACGCUCAGUUGCUGCUGGAACACGAAGCUUGUCGCAGUGUGUCUGCUCCUUCGGUGGGUCAUAGAGUACCGGGACCAAGCGACACCAGUUAGCGAUGACGACGAGCCGGUGGUGUGGCGGGACGGUGGUGUGUGUAGUGCUGCUGCUGCCAUACUGUCUCGCGAAUCUCUACUGCCAGCGGAGUCUGUGCCCGGGCGGUGAUGCGCACGUCGGCUGCUACUCGGAGAUCCCGUUCGGCAAGAGCUGUCAGGGGAUGAAGCCACAGAUCGUGCCGAUGACGCCGCAGCGCAAGACGCUAAUCCUCCACCAGCACAACCAGCAACGGCAACGGUUGGCACUCGGGCAACUGCCCGGGUACGCGCCGGCCUACCGUAUGCCGCAGCUGUACUGGGACGAUGAGCUCCAGUAUCUGGCGGAGCUGAACGCGCGGUCCUGUGUGUACGCGCACGACCACUGCCGCAACACGUACAGCUUCCCGCGGGCCGGUCAAAACAUUGCCAUCAUCCGGCACUUCGGGCUGAACGUCACCAAGGAGGAUGUGUUCCGGUACAUCAUCAACCACUGGUACAACGAGUACCCGCUGGCGACGUCCUUCGUCGAUCGGUAUCCGGCGAACUACGUCGGGCCCGAGUUCGCACACUUCACGCAGAUUGUGAACGAUCGGGCGGUGCGGGUAGCGUGCGGUAUGGUGUCCUGGGAGUCGUACAACGGGUACGUCUGGACGAACGAUUAUCUCGUGUGCAACUACGGCUACUCGAACGUGAUCGGCGAUCGAUCGUACACGAAGGGACCGGUCGGGCAGGGCUGUACGACCGGUGCCAGCACCAACUAUCCCGGACUCUGCUUCUAGCCUCACCGACGCCAGACACUCACGCACAUGGGAUCUUCAUUCAUCGGAGCAAGCCACACGCACGCACACAGUCGCAAGAGGAAGUAAAGUUGAAGGCCGGGCCGGGCUUGGUCGGAGGACGUUAAGAUGCUAAUUUUGCAACUCACUCGCAAACACUCAACGAUCGUCGAGGAAGUAGCGUGUCGCGUGAAGCGGCACCGCGUUCUUAUCAGGUCCCCCAGGUGGCAACU
This is a messenger RNA of Anopheles stephensi (Asian malaria mosquito), 1409 nucleotides long. Its product is annotated as antigen 5 like allergen Cul n 1-like. The transcript has a single exon. NCBI's taxonomy places the organism in Eukaryota, Metazoa, Arthropoda, Insecta, Diptera, Culicidae. The record is from RefSeq and is a predicted model, not a curated record. Bases 424 to 1179 code for a protein of 251 amino acids.